AUGAGUACUUUUCUUCAGCAUCAUUUGUUUCUGCAGAAGAUAGACGAGAAUCUCGCCUUCUCAAGCCUUGUGUCCUGCGGUCUACGAGAACAGCUUGGUCGUCCAUGCCCUCAUCAAAUCGAGCAUCAACCGUUCGCCGGGUUUGGUAACGAGUGCUAUAUGACCCGACUUCUUCGUCACUGGCACCGAGCAAUCCGUUCGAAGUAA
Molecule: messenger RNA, 207 nt
Organism: Chondrus crispus (carragheen)
Lineage: Eukaryota; Rhodophyta; Florideophyceae; Gigartinales; Gigartinaceae
Exons: 1
Coding region: 1-207 (68 amino acids)
Source: RefSeq, a predicted model, not a curated record